UAACCGCUGAUGCUGCAUAACGUGACCCGAGGCAAUGUUAUGUGAUUCAAACAAUAAAACAUUAUUCCAAAUUCAUACUUCGAAUUGGAUAGUCAGAUUAGUUAGCAAUAAAGUUUUAAAUUGUAAUUUCUAUUAUAAUAAAUAAUUAUAAGUUAAUUGGUUUUUUUUCGAUCCUACGGCUGUAGCAUUCGUAAUUAGUCCCAGUGUCAAUCGUAACGUGCAAAGAUAUGCCACCUAUAUUCUCUACCAGGAAGCGCAGACUUGUGGAACCGUGCCCUCACAUUUCGAAGUGAAAAAGGCACAACAUUUGUACUGUUUUCAAGGUAACCAAAACAAUCGGUCCAAGUGUUGAAUUGAUUGUAACCAGCUCUCUUUCAAAAUGUUGGACAUUUAAUAUGCAACUGACGUUCUGACGUAAAGGCUUUUACAGAACAUCAGCGCUUAUUUUACAAGUAAGAACCAUAGCUGAGUAAAGGCCUUAUCCAUUCAGCACUUUAAAGUUUAACAUUUUUUUUCUUUUAUGCAUUUGCUAAUUAUGUAUGUGCUUUUUUGUAUAUUCCAUUAUUCUAUUGUUCUGUGUCUUAGCAUGUAUAUGUUUUAUUAUUUUUAUUCCCUCAAUCUUUUAUCUGCUACUACUAUGUUAUUUUAAGUUCUGAAUGGAUUAAAUGUGUUAUUAUUAUUAUUAAUAAUAUUUUCUUAUGUUUUAAUGUCAUUAGAAACUGUUUUACGAGUUACAAAUAAAUAAUAAGAAUGAUGAUGACAUCUUGGUGUAUUUUGAUUUCAUUCGGACCCAUAGUAUCAUCUGUACCCUCUAUUUUGGAGCCCUGGUGCGGUUAAGAUUUUUUUUUUAUGUAUUUCUCUUAGCACUAGUGCUUGAAUAAGGCCCAUACCAAAAAUAAGCAAGAUCCGACAAACUUUACCAUCCUGCGAUCAGAAGGAUAUAAUUACGUAAUCUGCUAACAAAGACCAUAAGAGACCAGCACAAAAAUAAUUCAAAGAGGUUAAAACUGUCACUGGUCAAGCUGCGAAGAUUAAUGUACAAGUUUUCUGAACAACUUCAAUUUCUCAGGACAUUGACGAAGAAAGAAAUGUUACAAUUAAUUUUGUAAAUGCAGUGAAAAGAUGCUUUUCCACCAUCGUACAUACAUGAGCAACGAUUCGAUUUCUUUACAUCAGGGAUGUUGCGAAUAUUCGUAUCCGCAUCCGCAAAUGCGGAACUUCCGCAUAGAUUUGGACAUCUGCAUCUGCAUUAAUCAGUGCGGAUGUUCAUACGAAUGCGAAUAUCAUGCAAGUAGCCGGGCAGUGUACCUAGCGAACAAUUAUUUAGUAGCGCGGGUUUAAUUUAUGAACCUCUGCGUAAUCGCCUUGAACCAGAAAAGGCGGCAAUACUCCUGUUCAUUAAGUAUAAUGCUCCUAUUUUUUAUUUUAAUUACUAAUUUACCAAUCGGUGUUUAAUAUGUACUAAUGUUUGAUUAAUUAUAAUAAAAAUAUUAAUCAUUGUUUUAAUUCUUCAUUAAUAGACUUUACAUAAUGAGCCCUGAAAUUAUGAUGAUGAUGAUGACGGUUUACAUAUUAUCUUAACAUCCGCAUCUGAGCCCUCAAAAGUCCGCAUCCGCAUUCGCAUCCGUGGCUGUGAAAAAAAUCCCUGCUCUACAUCAGCAGGCUCACAUAUCGUAGCAAGUUCAACUCCUACUUCAUGCAAUAUCAGCUGCAUCUUCCUACAAUUAACUUAGAUGAGUCUCCAUCAGACUGCCAAUACAAGAGCUUCUGAAGCCGCGUCUGAAAAAAAGACAUCUGCCCCUGGUUCAGAAUCUGUUUUAGCUGCUCUAAUGAAAUGAAUAGAUACAAAUACUGAACAAGAACAAGUUACAGGAAAGAGCGGGACUUCCUAGCACAAGUACCUAUCGGAUACUUAAAUUGAAGUCUCAACAUCAGCAUAAAUUGGAUAAGGUAUGCAUUAAGUACUACAUGGGUUUCCAAACCCAGAGGACAUUCGAGAACACUUUAAUACAUUGCAAUUGGUGGCAAUAUCUUGGCUCUGGAAAAUGGACACAAACUUCAGUACUCACGUGUUUGUCGAUCGCAUUUUCAAGAGAAAUACUUAUGCCGCAACAAUAAAAUUAUCAAAAUUGCUGUACCAACAUUAAUUAUGCCAGAUUUUUGUAAAAUUUAAGCAUCACAAAAUACCUAAAUUUUAAUAUUUCACAUAAUAUGCAACUGUUCUUUUUUCCAGAACCAUUGUCAUUACAAACAUCUAAGCAGAAGCCAAUGCAAGAAAUUUGCAAUGCGAGCAAACCAUGCGAUGCCAGUAAACCCUGCGAUACCAGCUAACCCUGCGAUACCAGCAAACCCUGCGAUACCAGCUAACCCUGCGAUACCAGCAAACCCUGCGAUACCAGUUAACCCUGCGAUACCAGCAAAGCCUACGAUACUAGCUAACCCUGCGAUACCAGCAAAGCCUACGAUACCAGCUAACCCUGCGAUACCAGCAAAGCCUACGAUACCAGCUAACAAUCAAAAUAUAAGUUAUUUUGAAACUGUUUAUAACAGUAUAUAGAUACUAAUGAAAUACAUUCAGCAAUUCUAUUAAAUACAAUCGGAGAAGAAUAUCACAAUAUUCCAGAGCUUCAACAUCGACAGAAAUUCAAUGAGAAGUUACUCAAAAAAUUUGGUCCAUACACGAAUAUCACGGUGGAGAGGUGACAAUUCUUAAGAAGAUUAGGAGGAAACCUAUCCUUUCGCUUUCCAACAUGCACAUCAAUCGCUAGAAUGAAAGGAUUUCACAGAGAAAAUGAAAUUGUUUAACUUGUUGGAGAAGUCUUUUGGUAAUUCCAGUAUCUUGUAACAAAUGUAACGAAGAAACUGGGAUUUCAGUGGUGCCAUCAAAAAUGCCGGAGACACUAGUUCUCAAGGGCAAAAGACAAAUAGGAACCGUAACGUCAGCAGAACGUGGAAAAAAAGCAACAAUCACUUCUGAAAAUUGAGUGCAGCUGGCACUUUUGUUCCGCCGAUGAUGGUACUCCCGAGCAAAAGGGGAAUUCGCUACUGAUGAAAACUGUUCCACUUAGUAGCAUGCUUGUCAUCCCUCCCGAUGGAUACAACAAGACAUAUUUACUCAAUCGUUUAAACAUAUUAACUUCAUACGAAACCAAAUGCUGUAUCGUCGGUUCUACUGAUUUUAGAUAGCUAUGCAAGCCACACCAGAAAUAUCAAAGUUGUGGAUUUAGCCAGACGAACCUGAAAAUUGCUGGAAGACAUCCAUAGGUGAAAAUAAGAUGUACCAGUUAUUUUGUAAAGACUAAAUGAAAAGAAAUGGAAAGUGAUUCGCCGCCAGUAUCACCUUCGGCCAGAUCGUUGGUUGUGGAGAUGGAAGUGGAAGUGGAGAGGAUAUCGGGGACAGAACCGGGCAUUUUUGAACCAUCUACGUCGUCCGACUGGCCGCCGCCGCGUGUAUCAGCAUCUACACCGACUUCCACUCAUUCGGCUAGACAUUUGGUCGUAGGGAUGGAAAUUACGCGGACACCCUCAGGGACACUGCGAGUGGCUGAGAAUGUACUUUUGGAGAGGACACCCUCGGGAUCCGUUCGACCUUGGCGUCCAUCAUCAUUGAUGGCGAGUGAAGGCGUGGAGAUAGUGGACAGCCUCAAGCCUGUCAAUCUCUUUCCCUCCGAGGAGAUCAACAAUGAUGAUGACAUUUUUGACGCCCCGUUAGCUCAGCUCUUAGAUUCUGGGAGCGAAGCCGACGACGACGAGUUUGAGGAUGAAGGGGAAUUAAAUUUGCAACUGCAAGCGAUCUGGGACGAAGACAAUUUAAACGAUCACAACAACGACACCGAAGCCAUUGCUGAGCCCGCGCUCAGUGCCAUAAAUACAAAUUAUGACUGGUCGGAAGACUGGUCGGGCUUUACAGGUGUAAAGGAACACUUCAACGAGGCUGUUGGCCCCAAAAUUGAGGGAAUAAGCCCGUUAGCAAUAUUCUCUCAAAUUUGGGACCAACCGCUGAUGGAAUCUAUAGUGGCCAGCACUAAUCAGUACGCCUGGGAAACUAUAGUCAAAUAUACAGAGACUGAAAGUGGUAUCCCGCCUAAAUCACGUCUUCAUUCUUGGGACGAAACGUCCGUCGACGAACUUUAUCGCUUGAUCGCGGUAAUAAUAUUGAUGAGCAUCUGCGUCAGAAACCGUAUCGAUGAGUACUGGUCUACCGGCACUUUAGGCAUGCCAGAAUUUAGAAAAAUCAUGAGUAUUAACCGGUAUACAUUACUCAUGAAAUUUUUACAUUUUGUGGACAACAGUACCAUCGAUACGGAUUCCCACGGCGCAGAAAGGAAACUAGCCAAAAUCAAGCCAUUGCUUGAUAACUUAAAUAAUAAAUUUCAAGAGGUUUACGCGCCUCGCAGAGAAUUGUCACUCGACGAAUCGUUGCUGCUUUGGAAAGGCCGACUAAGUUGGAAGCAGUGUAUCAGAUCCAAAGCAGCACGAUUUGGAAUAAAGAGUUACGACCUCUGCGAGGCCGCGACUGGCUAUGUCCUCAAUACCAUGAUUUAUACUGGGAAAAAUAGUUCUCUUCCCACUAUUUAUGGAUUUCAGUCGAGCACCGAAAAAAUUGUUAUCCAUUUGUUUAAUAGUUAUCUUAACAAGGGGUUUUCGCUGUUCAUGGAUAACUAUUAUAACUCUAUUGAACUGUGUAGAUUUUUAAAAACUAAAAAAACGGAUGUUGUCGGCACCAUAAGCCGGCGACGCAAACAAAUUCCAGACGCCAUAAAAGCCGUCGAUAAAAAGGUUGACCGGGGCACUGUGGUAAGUCGACACUGUGGUGACAUUUCUGUUGUAUGUUGGAAAGACGUCAAAUUAGUAAGUGCAGUGUCGACUUACCACAAAAACGACAUGGUUGAGGGCAGACGGGCGGGUGAAGCUCGACAAAAACCCGCCGUUAUUGACACUUAUAACGCAUUUAUGGGAGGGGUAGAUCUUAAAGAUCAAAAACUGUCUACGUAUCUGCUUGAACGGAAAAGGGGACUAAAGUGGUACAUAAAGGUUUUUAAAAGAUUAUUGAAUACCGCAAUUUUAAAUUCAUAUAUAAUAUAUGUGGCCAAUAUGGGCCAACAAAAGCCUGUUACGCACCGAGCCUUUCGCUACCGCCUCGUAGAGGAAAUUUUGGAAAACGGGAUUACAGUGUCUCUGCAUGUGAACUAAGAUGAAUACGGAGGCAGACAUAAGCCAAGUUUCUAACGACGUUUGAAAUCAACGCGAAACAAACACGCAACUACCAAAUUGCACCAAAUGCAGUGUCUGUUCAGGAAACUCCAGGAGCUCAUAUAUGUGGAGAUUUUUUUCCUGACUACGUGACGAUAUAGUACACUGAGGACUGCAUUAAACAUUACGAAUGUAAUAACAGUAUGUUGCAUGGUGUUACAUCUUACAGUGCAUUAAAGGAGAAAUUGGUAAUAUACGAAAAAAUAAAAAGUAAGUCGAAGGAAGUAAGAAAAGAUCGUGUGAGUUAUCAGUAGAAGACUGUUCCUGUGAAAAAACGGCGUUACAACUGUGGAAGCAUAGAUCAUGUGGCUAGUGCACUCACUACACACUUAAAAACGGUGUAAAGUGUUUUGGUUGUAAUCAAUUCGGCCAUAUAAGACCAUAUGGCAAGAUGCAAAAUAACAUGAACACGGAUGCAAAUUAUGGAAGUGAGAUGGCGGCCGGUAGAAGAGGUUUGAAUUGACGUUCGGCUAUAUUCGAAGCGAUGCCAACCAAUGACGGAGCGCGUCGUGAAUUUUAAGAUGGCAGCAAGGACGCUUGAAUGUCAACGACCUUUGACAAUCCGUCAAAGCAAAGUAACAGUGACAAAAAAUUCCAAUAACUUUCACUGCCGCGGACUCGCCCUUUUCCAAUGGUUUACUUAAAUGAAAAAAUCAAACGUUUGUCAAUAAAAUUAGAUACAAAAUAAACGAAAAGAAAUCUAAAGUAAUAUGGACAACUAUAGCACAAAAUUGUGUAAAAACUUAUAAUGAAACGGAGCAUACUGUCACUGGACAUGCUAAAUAUAAAGAGUCAUGUAGGCAUAACCUAUAAAUAGACAAAAAGACAUUCAGAAGCAUAUCCCAUUAAAGAUCCAUUAAGGAAGUACUGUAUCCACUUCCUUAAUAACCAGAAAUAAGUUAACAAUAGGAGCCCUUUGUACAAUCAACUCUAUAUGUUUUAUUAGAAUAAAUAGUCAGUCUUUGCUU
This is a messenger RNA of Papilio polytes (common Mormon), 6221 nucleotides long. RefSeq names its product piggyBac transposable element-derived protein 4-like. The coding region runs from base 3313 to 5193 and encodes 626 amino acids. The transcript has 5 exons. NCBI's taxonomy places the organism in Eukaryota, Metazoa, Arthropoda, Insecta, Lepidoptera, Papilionidae. The record is from RefSeq and is a predicted model, not a curated record.